AUGAACAUGGCUACCGCACUCGAAGAUUUUUCUUCGUGGUUAAGUCGCACGUUGGAAGAGUUAAACACAGACGAGGGCAUUUUCGGCUCCUACAUACAAAGCAUUUUGGACAGCGAUGAAACAUCCGAAGAAAAAUUUGAAGCCCUACAAGGAAUACUCGCAGAAAUAAUUGAAAACGAAGACGAGAUCACCAAGAUAUGUAACGAAAUACUAGAAAAGUGGCAAUACCACAAGCGUAAAGAGCCGCCCCCACAGCCAAUCUCGACCGAAGAUGUUGAUACCAAACUUGUCAAGUUAUUGGAGUCACAGUCGCUGGCUACGACUAAACAGAAAAAGUAUACAGAAGAGGAGAAGAAAAUUCGUGAAGCAAUUUUGUCGCAAUAUUCACAAAUGACUGACGAUGAAGGUGAGGGGGAAGAGGGAAACGCAGUAGGUGAUCACAAGGAAAAUGAUCUCCAGAAGAAUACGAACGUUCAGUCUGUUGUUCAUGCUGAGAAAAUUAAACGUGAACAGGCCAAACUUGACAGCCAAAGAAAAAAAGAAAAAGAUAAGGAAGACAGGGAGAAGCAGAAGCAGCUGAGGGAGGAAAAGAAAGAGAAACGAAAGACUCAAAAAGGGGAAAGGAGAAGGUAGCAGCAUUAAAAAAAAAUGAUUUUUUUUUGUUUUGUUCGUUUGGAUUGUUUUAUUAUGAAAGAAUUAUGAACAUCUGUUUGAGAGAAGUUGAUUUUUACAAGUUUAUGAGGGGAAAUGACAUUAUUUUUAUAAAAUAUGCAGUCAUGUCAAGCCAUUUUUUGUGGAUUAACCUCGUAUUUUUUUAAAUAAAUGCCAGCUUCCAUUUUGUGUGAAAAA
Messenger RNA from Zophobas morio, 849 nucleotides. Its product is annotated as coiled-coil domain-containing protein 43. Bases 1 to 633 code for a protein of 210 amino acids. Lineage: Eukaryota; Metazoa; Arthropoda; Insecta; Coleoptera; Tenebrionidae. The record is from RefSeq and is a predicted model, not a curated record. The transcript is spliced from 2 exons.